Molecule: messenger RNA, 1181 nt
Organism: Olea europaea var. sylvestris
Lineage: Eukaryota; Viridiplantae; Streptophyta; Magnoliopsida; Lamiales; Oleaceae
Product: 60S ribosomal protein L7-4-like
Exons: 7
Coding region: 222-950 (242 amino acids)
Biological process (GO): maturation of LSU-rRNA from tricistronic rRNA transcript (SSU-rRNA, 5.8S rRNA, LSU-rRNA)
Cellular component (GO): cytosolic large ribosomal subunit
Molecular function (GO): structural constituent of ribosome; RNA binding
Source: RefSeq, a predicted model, not a curated record
UCUGCAAUUGUUAUGCUAUGAGAGCGUGUGGUUUUUUGCUAUUCUCGUCUAACUGCGCAUUUCGAAUGGACGACUGAAAUCAUAUACUAAUUAUGAACAUGGAAAUUACUGACCGGCCUCAACCAAGGAGAGGAGGAUAAUGAAAGAAAAUCUGAGUCAAAGGUCGAGUCAAAGGUCAAUUGAUUCGCAUAUGCUGGUGUUUGUGCGUGCAUAGUGUAAAGAUGGAGAAAGGAGGGGCCAUUGUUCCGGAAUCUGUACUGAAGAAACAGAAGAGGAGUGAGGAAUGGGCAUUAGUGAAAAAGCUGGAGCUUGAGUCUGCUAAGAAGAAGAAGGCUGAUCAACGCAAGCUGAUCUACAACAAAGCCAAAGACUACACAAAGGAGUACGAGCAACAGGAAAGGGAGCUGAUUCAAUUGAAGCGUGAGGCGAGGUUGAAAGGUGGAUUUUAUGUCAACCCUGAGCCUAAGCUGAUGUUUCUCAUUCGAAUCCGUGGUAUCAAUGCCAUGCAUCCACAGACAAAGAAGAUUUUGCAACUUCUGCGUCUACGACAGAUUUUUAAUGGCGUGUUCCUAAAAGUUAACAAGGCAACAUUGAAUAUGUUGCACAGAGUUGAGCCUUAUGUGACUUAUGGAUACCCCAACCUGAAGAGCGUGAAAGAACUGAUAUACAAGAGGGGCUAUGGCAAGGUCAACAAGCAGAGGAUUGCUUUGACAGACAAUUCAAUCAUCGAACAGGUUCUUGGCAAACAUGGAAUUAUCUGCAUGGAAGAUCUUAUUCAUGAGAUCAUGACUGUUGGACCCCAUUUUAAGGAGGCCAACAACUUCCUCUGGCCAUUCCAACUGAAGGCACCAUUGGGUGGUCUGAAGAAGAAGAGAAAUCACUACGUUGAAGGAGGAGAUGCUGGAAACCGUGAGGAUUAUAUCAACGAGCUUAUCAGGAGAAUGAACUAGAUUUUGUUGACUUUAUAGUUUUGAAGAAUUUCAAGUUCUUUUUUAUUUUUCGUAUCACAGCUUGGAGGAAUCUUCGAUUAGCAUUUCUUACUCAAGUUUUGAAAUUUCUUUGUCCUGACUCAAGAUUGAGCAUUAUUUUUGUUUUAAGAGUUUGUACGAACAUAUACAUUUUAUGUCAGACUUAGCCAUGCACCGUAUCAAUUUAAUGAUGCUUUUAUUCUUGAUGGUAAA